UAACAAACAAGCCUUCCCUCUCUCUUCUCUCUGUGAUUCCCCAAAUCGAGAUGACGGGGUCUUCGGAACGAGAAGAAUCCGCCGUAACCCUAGACCUUCUGAAGAAGAAGAUGGCGGAGUUCGCCAGGGAACGAGAUUGGGAGCGCUUCCACAGCCCGCGCAACCUCCUCCUCGCUCUGGUGGGAGAGGUGGGGGAGCUGUCGGAGAUAUUCCAGUGGAAGGGGGAGGUGCCGAAGGGGCUGCCGGAUUGGGAAGAUGCAGAGAGAGUGCACUUAGGUGAGGAGCUGUCGGACGUUCUGCUCUAUCUCGUCAGGCUCGCCGACAUCUGCGGCAUUGAUCUCGGAGCGGCUGCGCUGAGAAAGGUUGAGCUGAACGCCCUCAAGUAUCCUGCUCGCCUCUCCAAAUCUUCUUCUGAUGACUAGGUGGAUGGAUCAUGGAUGAUUGAAUGAAUCUUCGCCGUGUAAUUUGCUCUUCUUCUUCUUCCUCCUCCAGCCCUCCUCCUCCUCCUCCUCUUCUUCUUCUUCUUCUUCUUUUUCUUCAUGUUAGCUUCUCUACAUAGAUAGAUACUUAGAUACAAUUGAAAUCGUUUCAAUUAGGUCUUUCCUUCUCCAGGGUUUUGCUUUUACAUAUGCUCAGGUUCUUGAGACUGUUCCAUUGAUA
Diospyros lotus (date-plum) is the source of this 660-nucleotide messenger RNA. RefSeq lists its product as uncharacterized. The record is from RefSeq and is a predicted model, not a curated record. Gene Ontology annotation, molecular function: nucleoside triphosphate diphosphatase activity. NCBI's taxonomy places the organism in Eukaryota, Viridiplantae, Streptophyta, Magnoliopsida, Ericales, Ebenaceae. Gene Ontology annotation, biological process: nucleoside triphosphate catabolic process. The transcript has 2 exons. The coding region runs from base 51 to 422 and encodes 123 amino acids.